AUGGUCUUUAUCGUCAAGAUCCCCAACCACAACCGAUCCAGGGGCAACACGCCGGACCCUUCGAGCGAGGCGCCAGAGCUGCCGCCGGCGGACCCGGAGCCGCAGCAGCCUGCGACCUCCGAUGCUGAGCCCAUGCUCCCUUCGCAGGGACCGGUCGCAGAGGCGAAAGAUCGGCAACCUCUCCGACCAGCCGGCCCGGCCGCGCUCGACAUCCUGCUGGCGCCUGCCGUGCUCAACCACCGCUACGUGCGCGGCGUCGACAAGUCGCUGAUCGUCGAGCGGCCGGAACGCAUCCGAGCGGUGCUCCUCGGCGUCGCCGGCGCCAUCGGAAGUCACCCGCAAUCGCAGGGGCAGCAGCAGGAGGGAGCGCGCGCCGCCGUCAAGUCGGAGAGCUCCGCCGGCGAUGCCGCCGACGACCUCGUCGCCCAGCUCUCGUCGCUGUCGGUCCGAGGCGACGACGCUCGCACCGGUGCCCCGCCGCCGUUUCGCGUGCUUCACUCGACCCGCUCGCUGAGCCUCGACCCGCCGCACCCGUCGGUCGGGUACGUCCAUGCCCAUUCAGACGAGAUGGUCGAGGUGCUCGAGUCGGCCUACGCCGAGGCAAAGAGGAAGCGCCACCAGGCCAGGCAGGCCCGGCUCGAUGUCGAUGUCGAAGCCGACGUCGACCUCGAUCCCACGAUCACGUCCGCGAGCACGGCUGCUGCCGAACCCGAAGCGCAGCAGCAAGGGACACGGGCGGCCCCCUCCAGCUCGCAUGCUGCUUACAUCCACCACCUGGCAUCGCGAGCGCCGAGCGAGCCACCCCUCUCGCAAGCGGCUCAGGCUGCGAGCCGCGAUCAAAAGGGCGCCCCGGCAUCGUCCAGCUCGACGGCCGAGAGCGACGACUACACGUCUAGCGACGGCGAGGGUGAUGACGCCAUGCAUCCGUCCGAGAUCCCCCAGCACCUCCCGCAGGGCGAUCUCUACCUGGCAGGGGCGACCGACGAGCGCGGCGAUGGCGGGUCGAGCCAGGCGAUCCGGCAUGCCAUGGGCGCAUGUGCCGAGGCCGUCGACCGCGUCGUCGCGGCGGCGCGCGCCGAGAGGCAGACUGGAGGCGGUCCAUCGGCCCGGCCACUCAGCGAGCUGGCAGAGGUCCGAUACGACGAUCAGGCAUUCGCGCGCGGGGAAACGAGCGAUGCGACCGAGCCGCCAGCGAGCCGGCAAGAACCAGGCGAUGGCAUCGGUGGGCCACCGUCGAAACGCGCCUUUGUCCUGAGCAGACCGCCAGGCCACCACUGCUCUGGCUCCUCGCCCUCGGGCUUCUGCUGGAUCAACAACGCCGUUGUCGCCGCCGCCCACGGCUACCUCGACCACGGCAUCGAUAGGGUCGUCGUGUUCGACAUCGACCUCCACCACGGCAACGGCACGCAGGCCUUGGCCUGGCGAAUCAAUGCGGACAGCCAGCGGCACGACCUCGACCGCGAAGCCCAGCUCGAGGCGCUGCGGGCCAGUGCCGUGGAGCGCAACCGAGCCGCCCUCAAGUCGGGCCCGCGAGGCCGCCAGGGCGCCGCCGCCGCCGCCGCCGCUGCCGCUUCGCUGGUCGACCAGAAGGCGCUCGAGGCCCAGGUCGGGCCGAGAGGGCUGCGCAUCUUCUACAGCAGCAUCCACGACAUCGAGAGUUUCCCCUGCGAGGAUGGCGACCCGGACCUCAUCAGGGACGCCAGCGUCUGCGUCGAAGGCGCGCACGGGCAAUGGAUCUGGAACGUCCACCUCGACCACUACCGCGACGAAGACGACUUCUACCGGCUGUACGACGAGCGCUACUCGGCCCUGUUUGACAAGGCGAGGCGCUUCCUGGAGCGCACGGAUGCGAGGCCCGAGUCGACCCUGGUCCUCAUCUCUGCCGGCUUCGACGCCUGCUCGUACGAGUAUCCGGGCAUGCAGCGCCACGGCAAGCACGUCCCGCCGAGCUUCUACGACCGCUUCGCCCGGGACUCGGUGCGCUUCUCGGAGCGCUGGGCCGAGGGCAAGGUGAUCAGCGUCCUCGAGGGCGGCUACUCGGACCGCGCCCUUUGCAGCGCCGCAAUGGCCCACGUCAUGGGGCUCGCCGGCACGACGGCGACGCCAGGCGCACCGACCGAGCCCGCAUGGAGGCUCGAGAACCUGGUGCACCUCGAAAAGAUGUCCAAGAAGAUGGCCGCCUCGGCAGCGGCUGCCAUCGCUGGCUCAUCGACGCCCUCGGCGGCGCGUCGGCGGGGGCCCGAGCCGCCGGCCUGGGUGUCGCGUUCGUCGGUUGCUUUUGCUGCCUUCGAGAGGUGCUGCGGCAAGAAGGAGGUCUAUCCACUGGGCGUCCCAUCGCCGGCAGCAGCCGCGGCCGCCGCAUCGCAGUCGCAGGCAAGAGCAAAGAGGUCGGCAGGGGCGUCGCUCAGCGCCGCUUCUAGCCCGGGCGGGUCGUCGGCCGCCACUGGCCGCGUGCUGCGCGAUCGAAGCGCGCUCAAGCAGCGUUCGGCCUGGGACCCCAGCUCGCCCUCUGCGGUAGCCGGCGUAGCGUGGGAUCACGCAGAGGGAGCGCCUUCAUCGGACAGCAGCCUUGCCCUGCCAUCUCCGACCGAGGCGGCCAGUGCGCAGUUCCGGCCAACGGCUGAGAUCAAAGCCGAGCAGGUCUCGGAAUCGACGCCCCCUGCCCCGACCGCCCCGCCGACGCGCGGCCCUUCUUCGCAAGUCGAUGCGGCUCCGACGACUUCGCGCAUCGGCAGCGUGACGCCCAAGGCCGACGGCAUCCAGACGACGCCCGUGACGCUCGUCGACGCCAUGCACCACUCGUUUCCAUCGACGUCGCCGUCGCAUCCGUCGCGGGGCGGGACCGAGCGCACGCCCACGUACGUGACGGCCAACUCUGCGGCCGACGACGGUGAUCGUCAGUCGUUUGCCGAGGGACUGCACCAGCAGCAGCGUCGUUCCAGCCUGGGCCUUGUCGGGCAGGACGGUAGCACCGAGAUGCGCCAGGCGGCCCACCCGCUGCCCGGCGCCUUCUCCUCGUUCGAGCUGCCAGCGGCAACGGGUCCGUCGCACGAGCCGAGGCAGGCCGAAAUGCUGCCCGUCGAGGCCGAUGCGAUGCAGUUCUACAAACAGCAGAUGGCGAUGCAGCAGCUGCACCAGCAGCACCAGCAGGCGGUGCCGCCGGUGCCUGGGUCGUUCCCACACGGGUCGUUCCCGCACGGCUACCCGGCCACACCGCAGGCCGUACCCCAGCUGCCCCCUCCGUCGGCGACGACCUGGCAACAACAACCUGGCGGCUCGACGUGGCCGGGCACCGAGGCAAACGCAUACGCGUACGCUGCACCGCCGGCAGCGCCCCUGCAGUACCCGGUCGGCCACUUCGGCCUGUAUCCUCCGCUUCCGCCGCAGCACGACUCCGUCGACGAUCCACACCGCCAGCAGCAGUGA
Messenger RNA from Pseudozyma flocculosa PF-1, 3426 nucleotides. RefSeq lists its product as uncharacterized. NCBI's taxonomy places the organism in Eukaryota, Fungi, Basidiomycota, Ustilaginomycetes, Ustilaginales, Ustilaginaceae. Gene Ontology annotation, cellular component: nucleus. Bases 1 to 3426 code for a protein of 1141 amino acids. The record is from RefSeq and is a predicted model, not a curated record. The transcript is spliced from 4 exons. Gene Ontology annotation, molecular function: histone deacetylase activity.